AUGGCAAGCAGCCAACUUGUCCUGAUCGCUUCGUUGCUCCUUGCAGUAGCCUUUCCACUGAUAACCGCCUAUGGCAAAGCGCCAGCCAAGUCUACAGAGAAGACUUCCCAAGUGGUGGUUGAAGGCAUGGUCUACUGCCAGAGCUGUGAUAACUAUGGAUCAUGGUCUCUUUCAGGAGCUAAGCCCAUUGCAGCAGCUAAAGUUAGUAUUAUCUGCAAAAAUCACAUGAGAAGAGUGAGCUUCUAUAAGGCAUUUCAAACAGAUAAAAAUGGGUACCUAUUUGCACCGCUGGAAGGAUUCAAAAUGGGGAAUUCUUAUCUUGACCAUCCUCUACAUUCAUGCCGCGUAAAACUGGUUGACUCUCCUCUGGAAAACUGCGAUGUGUUCACUAAUGUCAACUAUGGAAUCACUGGUGCUCCACUCCGAUUUUUAGACAAAACACUGAGGCGAAGUAACUAUGAGGCUGUGAUUUAUGCUGCAGGCCCCUUCGCUUUCCGACCAGCUUACUGCCCACCUAAACCAGAAUAUUAAUUGAUUUCCACCAUGUACUUUUAUGUUUUGAUCUUUUUACUGGUUUUAUGCUUUCACCAGAGUCUUGGAGUAUAAUUUUUCCUUUUCUCUGUAACCAUAUGCUGAAUUAUGCAACAUUCUUCACAUUGCAGCAACAUUUUGCUCUCAUUCCAUAAUUGAUUACUCCAUAUUACAACCUCCCUCCAUCUGUUCCUCUGCCCCCCCCCCCCCCCCCCCACACACACACACACACAUCUAUCCAUCAAUCUAUAAGUGUGAACCGUGAAAUCUCAACCUUCAACCUCCAUCACACAUCUCAAAAUUUAGGCAGGACGCAAAUGAAAACGAAACCAGUCAACAAACUCAAAACUCCAUAUAUAUUUUAAGAGAAAAUAAAGAAGACUUUACCAGCAUCUUAGAAAU
Messenger RNA from Lycium barbarum (goji berry), 933 nucleotides. Its product is annotated as non-classical arabinogalactan protein 30-like. The record is from RefSeq and is a predicted model, not a curated record. The transcript has a single exon. NCBI's taxonomy places the organism in Eukaryota, Viridiplantae, Streptophyta, Magnoliopsida, Solanales, Solanaceae. The coding region runs from base 1 to 531 and encodes 176 amino acids.